AUGGGACAAGGACAAUCGAUAGAUAUAUCGCCCACUAAAUCAUUUGAAACAAACCAGAAAAAAGAGGCAUCGCAAGAGAGUAGCAGUGAGAAUGUCGGAGACGAAGCUCUGUUUCCCGAUCCAACCGGCCAUGAAUAUGACGAAAUCGACAAGCUGCAGGCAGAAUUGCCCUCAAUUAUUGAUGAAGAAUCCAGACAGCAAGUGGACGAUUACAUAGAAGCUUGCAACAAUGGAAAGGGUCCCAUGGCGGCCUGCUACGCCACUGGUGAAUUCUUGAGUAUGUUCGAACGAAAGCACCAAGAAGCCUUUGAUUUAUUUGAAAAUGUUUGUUUCCGACCCCUCUGUGACAAGAGUCCAAGCGCUGCUGAAGUCGACGAAGGUAAGGCUUAUGGCCCUGGCUGCUUCAACUUGGCGAAGAUGCUCAUGACAGGCAAGGGAGGUGUUCCAGUUGAUCGAAAACGAGCCUACAAUGUCUUUGACCGUGCCUGCCGGGCGGGACACGGAGGUGCCUGUCACAUUCAAGCAAAAAUGCUGCUGAGUCCACCCGGCUCCCUAGGCAAGAAAAUUCCACACGAUCCCUAUAAAGCCAUGGACUUGUACCAACAGGUUUGUGACACUGGCGAUUCGAUAUCGUGCUUUACCCUAGCGACCAUGCUGUUGCGGGGUGAUAAGAUUAAUCGAAUGGCCAAGAAUGCGUCUCCUAAAGAACUUACGGGAGAAGAACCUGUAGCAAAACGAACCAAUGAAGAUGACCGAACCCGAUCAGCUAAAGACAAAGACUACAUUGAACGAGAUCCCAAGCGGGCUGAGCAGUUAUUGCUGUCGGCGUGUGCGACCGGUGCUCAUCCUCCUAGUUGUUUCAACUUGGCAGUCAUGUACUCGAAUGGAGAUGAUGGCGUUCCCAAAGACCCAGCCAAGGCAGAAGAAUUCAAACGAAAAACGGAGGAAAUGAUCCAACGCUUCGGUGGAUUUGGAGGAAACUAG
Cylindrotheca closterium is the source of this 984-nucleotide messenger RNA. NCBI's taxonomy places the organism in Eukaryota, Bacillariophyta, Bacillariophyceae, Bacillariales, Bacillariaceae. The record is from the annotation of a GenBank genome assembly.